Trichosurus vulpecula (common brushtail) is the source of this 7472-nucleotide messenger RNA. It is a transcript of the gene ADCY6, whose product is annotated as adenylate cyclase 6. Gene Ontology annotation, molecular function: adenylate cyclase activity. NCBI's taxonomy places the organism in Eukaryota, Metazoa, Chordata, Mammalia, Diprotodontia, Phalangeridae. The record is from RefSeq and is a predicted model, not a curated record. The transcript has 22 exons. Gene Ontology annotation, cellular component: plasma membrane. Gene Ontology annotation, biological process: adenylate cyclase-activating G protein-coupled receptor signaling pathway; intracellular signal transduction; cAMP biosynthetic process. The coding region runs from base 90 to 3566 and encodes 1158 amino acids.
GAGGACACAGGGAGCUGAGCCAACUAGAGACAUGUUACAGUCCUGCUUAUGACUCUUAGGAUCUUUCUGCAUCCCUUGGAAGUUAUUGUAUGUCUUGGUUUAGUGGUGUCCUGGUGCCAAAGGUAGAUGAACGGAAGAUGGCUUGGGGUGAACGAAAUGGACAGAAGCGCCCACACCGAGGAGCCAGGGGCAGUGGCUUUUGUGGUGCCCACUACAUGAGCUGCCUCCAAGAUGCUGAGCCACCAAGUCCUUCUCCUCCAGCCCCUCCACGAUGUCCAUGGCAGGAUGACGCCUAUUCCCGAAAGCGGGGUCACGUUGGAGGGAAGGAACUAGGGCUGAGGUCUGUGGCCCUCGGCUUUGAGGACAGUGAGGCGGCAGCACCCAGUGGGAUGCCUGGGAGUACAAAUUCUUGUUGGCAACACCUGGCAAGGGUGUUUCAGUCCAAGCAGUUUCGAUCGGCCAAGCUGGAACGGCUCUACCAACGCUAUUUCUUCCAAAUGAACCAGAGCAGUUUGACCCUGCUGAUGGGGGUGCUGGUGCUAUUGACAGCUGUGCUUCUGGCCUUCCAUGCGGCCCCUGCUCACCCUCACCCUGCCUACGUGGCGCUCCUGGCUGGGGCUGCUGCUCUCUUUGUGGCCCUCAUGGUGGUGUGUAACCGUCAUGACUUUAACCAGGAUUCCAUGUGGGUGGUGAGCUAUGUGGUGCUGGCCGUUCUGGCUGCUGUGCAGGUGGGGAUGGCCUUGGUGGCUGCCCCUCGAAGUGCCUCAGCUGGGCUGUGGUGCCCAGUGUUCUUUGUUUACAUCACCUAUACCCUGUUACCUGUCCGCAUGAGGGCAGCUGUGCUGAGUGGCCUGGGCCUUUCUGCUCUCCACCUGCUUGUCGCCUGGCAGCUCAACAGAGGCGACACCUUCCUCUGGAAGCAGCUCAGUGCCAACGUGCUCCUGUUCCUUUGUACCAAUAUCAUUGGCAUAUGCACCCACUACCCAGCUGAAGUGUCCCAACGUCAGGCCUUUCAGGAGACUCGAGGCUACAUCCAGGCCCGGCUACACCUUCAGCAUGAGAACCGGCAGCAGGAGCGGCUGCUGCUCUCAGUCUUGCCCCAACAUGUUGCCUUGGAGAUGAAGGAGGAUAUAAACACCAAGAAAGAGGACAUGAUGUUUCAUAAGAUCUAUAUCCAGAAGCAUGAUAAUGUCAGCAUCCUGUUUGCUGAUAUCGAGGGCUUCACCAGCCUGGCCUCCCAGUGUACCGCACAAGAACUGGUCAUGACCCUUAAUGAGCUCUUCGCCCGAUUUGAUAAACUGGCUGCGGAAAAUCACUGCCUUCGGAUCAAGAUCUUGGGGGACUGUUACUAUUGUGUCUCUGGACUGCCAGAGCCCCGGGCUGACCAUGCCCACUGCUGUGUGGAGAUGGGCGUAGACAUGAUCGAGGCUAUCUCGUUGGUUCGGGAGGUCACAGGUGUGAAUGUGAAUAUGCGUGUGGGUAUCCACAGUGGGCGAGUACACUGUGGUGUUCUAGGCCUUCGAAAAUGGCAGUUUGAUGUCUGGUCCAAUGAUGUUACCUUGGCCAAUCACAUGGAGGCUGGAGGCCGGGCAGGCCGGAUCCAUAUUACCAGGGCCACUCUGCAAUAUCUAAAUGGCGACUAUGAAGUAGAGCCUGGCAGGGGUGGUGAGCGGAAUGCCUAUCUCAAAGAGCAGCACAUCGAGACCUUCCUGAUUCUGGGAGCCAGUCAAAAACGGAAGGAGGAAAAAGCUAUGUUGGCCAAGAUGCAACGGACUCGAGCCAACUCUAGUGAGGGGCUCAUGCCACGCUGGGUGCCAGAUCGUUCCUUUUCUCGAACCAAGGACUCCAAAGCUUUCCGCCAGAUGGGCAUCGAUGAUUCAAGUAAAGACAACCGUGGUGCCCAGGAAGCCCUGAACCCUGAGGAUGAGGUAGAUGAAUUCUUGGGUCGUGCCAUCGAUGCCCGAAGUAUUGAUCAGUUGCGCAAAGACCACGUACGUCGAUUCCUUCUCACCUUCCAGACACCAGAACUUGAAAAGAAGUAUUCCCAGAAGGUGGAUGCCCGCUUUGGGGGUUAUGUGGCCUGCACGCUACUCGUCUUCUGUUUCGUCUGCUUCAUCCAGCUCCUCGUCGUCCCGCAUUCAGUCCUGAUGUUGGGACUCUACAUCAGCAUCUUCCUGCUGCUGACAGUCACAGUCCUAGUCUGUGCGAUCUAUUCCUGUGGCACUCUAUUCCCAAAGUUCUUGCAGCGGCUUUCCCGUAGCAUCGUCCGUUCGCAGGCCCACAGCACAGCAGUUGGCAUCUUUUCUGUCUUACUCGUCUUCAUCGCUGCCAUCGCCAACAUGUUUACCUGUAACCAUACUCUUAUACGGAUCUGUGCUGCUCAAACGCUGAACCUGACACCUGCAGACAUCACUGCCUGUCACCUGCAACAACUCAACUACUCACUUGGCUCAGAUGCCCCUCUCUGUGAGGGUACUACACCCACCUGCAGCUUUCCUGAGUACUUCAAUGGGAGCCUGCUGCUGAGUCUGCUGGCUGGCUCUGUCUUCCUGCACAUAAGCAGCAUUGGGAAGCUGGUAUUGACUCUUGUCCUGGGGCUGCUAUAUCUGGCAUUGCUUCUGCUGGGGCCCCCAGCUGCCAUCUUUGACAACUAUGACCUGCUGCUUCGUGCUCAUGCACUGUCACUUGUCAAUGGAACUGUGUAUGGUCUAGAUUGCCCUGCAGGUGAGAAGGUGGCACUGAAGUACAUGACCCCUGUCAUCCUGCUAGUGUUUGCACUAGCACUCUACUUACAUGCCCAGCAAGUGGAGUCAACUGCUCGAUUGGACUUUCUGUGGAAACUGCAGGCAACAGGGGAGAAAGAGGAUAUGGAACAACUCCAGGCCUAUAACCGACGGUUACUGCACAACAUCCUACCCAAGGAUGUGGCAGCGCACUUCCUAGCCCGGGAACGGCGCAAUGAUGAACUCUACUAUCAGUCUUGUGAGUGUGUGGCUGUCAUGUUUGCCUCCAUUGCAAACUUCUCCGAGUUCUACGUAGAGUUGGAAGCCAACAAUGAGGGUGUUGAAUGCCUGCGACUGCUCAAUGAGAUCAUUGCAGACUUUGAUGAGAUCAUCAGUGAAGAACAGUUUAGGCAGCUGGAAAAGAUUAAAACAAUCGGCAGUACCUACAUGGCAGCCUCAGGACUGAAUGUAGCCACAUAUGAUCGGGUGGGGCGUUCCCAUAUCACUGCACUUGCUGACUAUGCCAUGCGGCUCAUGGAGCAGAUGAAGCACAUCAAUGAACACUCCUUCAAUAACUUUCAGAUGAAAAUUGGGCUGAACAUCGGCCCAGUAGUGGCAGGUGUCAUUGGGGCACGAAAGCCACAGUAUGAUAUCUGGGGGAAUACAGUGAAUGUGUCGAGUCGUAUGGACAGCACAGGGAUCCCUGACCGAAUCCAGGUGACCACUGACUUAUACCAGGUUCUAGCUGCCAAGGGCUACCAGCUGGAAUGUCGAGGGGUGGUCAAGGUGAAGGGUAAGGGGGAGAUGACCACCUACUUCCUCAACGGUGGCCCCAGCAGUUAGCAGGACCCAGCACAAGUCUCAGCUGAAAGGAUGAAGCUGGGCAUUAAGUGGGCUCUGUUCCCACUGGGUGGAGCCAUGGAACAGAUGCCCUAGGGCUCCAGACUCUGCAAACCACAAAAGGGAAAAAGCCAGCAUGUUGGUGCUCAGGCUGUGCCUGGAUUGUGCCUGUUCCGCCCUUGAGCUGGUGAAUGAGGGAGCAAAAAGAGUUUUGCACGUGACUUUAUUUUCUUAUCUGAGACUAGAACUGCUUGUUCCCUUUCCCCUUCUUCUACAGCCUUGAGGGGUAGGGGGAGGCGAAGGAGAAGGUCACAGAAAGGAAGAGCCUUCUUGAGAGUUGGUAUGGCCAUUAAGUCAUCCCUAAACCUUACAUCUUUCCUGGUUAUAGGACUCAGAAUUGGAAAGGACCUCCCAGGUCACCUAAUCCAAAAGAAUCCCCUCUGAAAACAUCCUUGACAAGUGGUCACUCUUCCUUUGUAGGAAGUCUUUAAGUAAUGGGAAACUCACUACCUCCCAAAAACUGCCCAUUCCACUUUUGGAUAGCUCUAAUUGUUAGGAAGUUUUUUUCCUUAGAGCCAGAAUUUGUUCCAUACAUUGCUUGUAGUUCUGCCCUCUGGAGACAAGCAAAAGAAGUGUAAUUCCUUUUCCCUGUGACAACCUUUCAAAUAUUUGACGAUAGUUGUGUUCCUUCUAUGUCAUUCUCUUUUCCAGGCUAAACAUCCUUAAUGACUUUAACUGAACUUCCUAUGGCAAGGUUUCCUGGCCUUUCAAAAUCCUGGUAGCCUUCCUUUGGAUGUGCUUCAGUUUUCUGCUGUCCUUUCUAAAAUGGGGUGCCCAGAACUGAACACAAUCUUCUAGGUGCAGUCUAAUCAGAGUAGAGCACAGCCAAGUAGAACUUCCUUGGUCUGGACCCUACUCUACAGCCUAAGACUGAAUGCCUUCAGAGUGUCCUACUCUGCUGAAAUACUGACUUUGAAAUCCGUUAAAACUCUGAGACCUUUUUCACAUAAGCUAUUAUCUAGCCCCACCUUCCCCAGCUACUACUUGACUUUUUAAAAAAACCUAAGUGUAGUUCUUUACAUUUAUCUAUAUAAAAUUUCCUCCUACUAUUUUCAGGACAUUGUUUUUUGCCUGAGCCUGUCAAGAUCUUUUUGGAUCCUGGCUCAGUUAUCCAACAAGUUGGGUAUCCCUCCAAACACUGUGUCAUCUACAGCUUUGAUAAACGUUCUGUCUACACUUUCACCCAAGGCUUUGGUAAAAACGUUAAACAAGACAGGACCAAAGAUAAAGGCUUCCAGCCUUCAGGUUGAUGCUAAUCUGUUAAUUAUCAGGGUGGGAGGGGGGUUUGGGGUGUCCAUCUUUUUAUUCAAUUAGUUCCAAUUACAUCCAACUGUACUAUCAUCUAGCCUGCAUUUCUCCAUAAUAUCCCAAUGUUACGUGAGGUUUUUUCCAGACGCCUUGCUGAAAUCCAGCCAUACUGAGUCGAUAGCAUUACUUUGACAGGGCUGGUAACCCUGUCAGAAAAUGAAACAUGGUUAAUCUGGCAUGAUUUGUUGAUUAACCUCUGUUGUCUUAUAGGGACUACAGCUUCCCUUCCUAAGUGCUCAAAAACCAUUGCUUUAAAUAAUGUGUCAGGAAUUGUUGGGAUAGUGAGCUCAUCCUGCUCUCCUAUUUGUCGCUUGUCCUGAGAGUAUCUUGUUUAAACACCAAGAUGGAUAAGAGGAGUGUACAUUCCAUGCCUGCUUUCUUCAUGCCAAAUCCAUGCCUUUCCCCACAAUGAGGUCCCAUGCUGACUCCAGCCAGGUUCUCUUCUUUGGGCACUUAGCAGGUGGAGGCAGGGGAAGAAGAGAGAGCUGAAAAAGGGAAUGCUCUCAUUGAAAAUCCCUUCUUUUUCUGUCUUACAGGAGACAGUUUAUUUUUCCCUCCCCUUCUAGAUUGCUCCUGUAGGAGCUGAAGUGACCUCGUUCUCUUGCUGCCCCAAUUCAGUCAUAUCCCCUAAACCUCUUGGGGAGUGGCAGUAUGUUUGGAUAUGGUGUUGUGAAAUGGGCCCAAGAUAGAUUUUGGAAGGUUUGGAUGAUGUCACAGAGGUGAGCAACUAUGUAAAUCAUCCCUAAGUGCCAAAGAGAGUGGUUUAGGGGACAGGUUUUACCUGUGCCUUCUCUGCUUAUGUAGGGCUUCAUUGGUGGGGAAAGGGAGUGUCAGGGUAUCUAAUUCCCUCUUGUACAGUUCUUCCUAGCUGACCACCCAAGUGGAGGCACAGAGUUUCUCCACCUCCUAAGGUUUUUAGCCUAAUAGGUAAUAAAGAUAGGGAGAAAUUUAAAAGGUUUAGGGUGGCAGUGGGCAUUGGCCCCUGUCCCCCAACCCCAAGUGUGCACAUUGCUAGGGCUAGAGGGGGUGUGUGUGUGUGUGUGUGUAUGUAUGUAUGUAUGUGUGUGUAUGUGUAUGUGUGUGUAUUUGGGCCCCUGGUCUUUAGCGGUCUACUCUAGAUUCUUUCUCCAGUGUAUAUCUGGUUUCUUAAUAGUAGGGCAGUUCCCCCAUCCUAGGGGAGUGGGGAGAAGUGGUUAGGCAGCAGCAGCAAACUCAGCUUUGGUGGAAGGAGAAAGCUGUUGGCUAGGGCUCUGUACUUUGUGCCAAAUCCCAAAGUGCCAUUUGUAUGGAGGCUACAUAUGCCCCAUUACCAUCUUCCUGCCCUGGCGAAGAGGGACUGUCUCCCUAAGUUCCUGUUCCCAGUGAAUCUGACUUCUUUUGGGUAUGAUGGGCAGAGGCUCAGGAAUUUUAGGGUGCCCCUACUUUGGACCUUGGAAACCUUAUGCCUUCAAGAGUAGGGAAGAAUGGAGACCCAAACACUAGUACUAGGGACCUUGAAGGUUACCCUAAACUCUGCCUUUCCCACCUUUAAGACUCUGGGUCCCAGGUUUGCCUGGUCCCCUCCAUUUCUUGCCACAUGGUCUAGGACUGCUAGAGGAAGAGUAGGUUAGAAGCCACAAUUAAUGUGUUUUUCCUCCUGCUUCCAUCUGACCUAAGCUAGUUGGUGCCUUGGUUUCUCUAUCUGAACCUUCAGCCCAGAUAUACCAGCUUGAGAUAUACCACUCUUAGAAAUCACUUUGCAUGGUAGCUGCAGAAUAAAGGAUGAAGGUCCCUUGGGUAUCCAAGAAUAGGGGGGGCCAGAGAAUGUCCUCAAGCUCUUUUCUUCUAGGCUACUUUAUCCUUGGGCCCAUUUUAGAGCUACUUCUGCCUCCUUUUCAGCUACCUACUGUGGGCAGAUUUAGGUGUCUGUAUCGAGGCUUAGGCACCAGGUACUUUCCCCCCACCCAAGCUUUGCCUACUUGGCAGGCCCAAAUAGGAAAUUACACCUCUCCCAUGAGAAAAGAGGAAGUGUGGCAUAGUGUAUAGAGAGCUGGCCUAUGAGUCAAGAAGGCUGGGAUUCAUAUCCCAGAUGAUAACCUUUUCAUGACCCUGGACUGGUGACUUCACAACCUCUCAGUACCUCCAGGUAACUCUCUUAUGGUCUUAAGCUGCAGAGCAGGUGCUGACUACAUUGGGAGAGGGAGUUCCCUAUUUCUAUGAAAUCAUGGAUGCAAUACAAAAAAUGACAGGAAGGGGUUCCUAUAAUCGGAAAACAUGUUGGGCUGGGUGGGACAAGAGAGUAUGUAUUGUCAGAUGCUCCCUACCUGGAAGUCUGGGCAGAAUAGGGGAGCCCUGAGGGCACCCAGCUGUCCCUACUUAGUGCCCAGGCACUGAGGGAGCCUAUCUGCUCCUUAUAGUGCCAGUGGUUCUCUUUUCCCUUUAUGCCAUCACCCUCUCCCUGCCUUUUAUUUCAAAGAGGGGUUUGAGGGGGAAGGUAGGGAACCUUGGGGUUUGGUUUUGUAAUUUAACCACUUAUGGGGAGCAGGGGUGGGGAGGAUAAUA